Messenger RNA from Aphidius gifuensis, 5442 nucleotides. RefSeq names its product protein PFC0760c-like. NCBI's taxonomy places the organism in Eukaryota, Metazoa, Arthropoda, Insecta, Hymenoptera, Braconidae. Bases 157 to 5103 code for a protein of 1648 amino acids. The record is from RefSeq and is a predicted model, not a curated record. The transcript is spliced from 4 exons.
GGACUUUAUAUUAUUGAGGUUAGGUUUAUGUUCACAUGUAGAUUCGUAAUAACAACGUUUAAGUGGUUUUAAUAUUAUGGAGUAAUGAGUAUGUCAAGUUUAAUAAAUAAUAGUAUAUAAUUCAAUUGUUUAACAAGUUAAUAAUUUAUUUUGACAAUGGAAAAUAUUAAAAGUCCCUCAUCUUCAGAGGAAACUCCUUCUGGAGUCAUCACUUUUGGAGAUGAAGAUCCAAAAUUAAUUGCGUUGAGAGAAGAAUUUUUAAAUCUUAAAAAAAAAAUUAUUACAUCUAAUGAUUUAUUGUCUAUGGUUAAUGAACAAACAGAUAAAACAAAAAAGCUUGAAAGAAAAAAUGGUGAAAUGAAAAUUAAAUAUGAAAAUGAUCUAAAAAAACAAGAAACAGUUUGGAAAACAAAAAAUCUCAAGUUAAACGAAGAAAUAGAAGAACUUACAAAAAAGUUAAAUAAAAAUGGUUUUAAAAAAAAUGAGAGUGAAGUUGAAAAAUUAGCAUGUGAGGUAGCUAAAAAAAAUCAAGAAAUAGAAAGAUUAAAUCGUCAAAUAAAAAAAAUAGAAGAUACACAUGAUGAAAAAGUAAUAACAAUGACAUGUGAAUUACAAGCUUAUGAAAAUAAAUUAAAAGAAUAUGAAAAUGAAAAAGUUAAAUUAACAAAAAUCAAUCAAUCAUUAAAUGAUAUGCUUGGAAUUGAGUCAUCAACAAAGAAAAGAAAAAAAACAACUAAAUUUCCAUCACCACGAGUUAAAAAUAAAUCAAUUGAUUUAGAUUUAAAUUUAAUUGAUGAUUCUGAUAUUAUUAUACCAAAUACAAUUGAUGAUAAUCAACAAUCACUUGUCAGAGAUAUUAAAUUAUCUCCAACUUAUGAUGAAAAUAAUCUUCCAAGUUUAUCAUCAAUGAUAGAUUUAAAUGAAGAAAAACCAUCCAUAGAUUUAUCAAAAAUAUUAAUAACAAUUCCAUCUGAUUUUAAAGCUGAUAUACCAAUAAAAUGUGACCAGUCAACAAUGACUGAUGAUUUAAAUAAAUCAUUAUUUAUCAAUGAUGUUGAUAAUAAUCUUCCAAGUUUAUCAUCAACAACAAAUUCAAAUAACAAUAAACAAUUAGUCGAUUUAUCAAAUAUAUUAACAACAACUCCAACAAAUUUACCAAUUAAAACUGAUCAAUCCACAAUGACUGAUUCAUUGGUCGAUGAAAAAGUUAAACCAGAAAGAAAUAAUCAGUCAACAAUGACUGAUGAGCCAAUAAAUAAUUCAUUAGUCGACGAAAAACCUAAAUCAGAAAUGAAUGAUCAGUCAACAAUGACUGAUGAAUUAAUAAAUAAUUUAUUGAUUGAUGAAAAAAUUAACCCAGAAAGAAAUGAUCAGUCAACGAUGACUGAUGAGUUAAUAAAUACAAAUAAAUCAUUAAUUGAGGAACAAAUUGAACCAAUAAAAUGUGAUCAACCAACUGAUAAAUUAAUAAAAAAAAAUAAAAUUAAUUUAUUGUUUGGUGAUGAUACAGAUAAAGAUGAAGAUGAUGAGGAUAAUGAGGAUGAUAAUAAUGAUAAUGUUCCCAGUUUAUCAUUAACAACAACAACAUCAAAUUUCAAUAGAGAUAAACAACAAACUAAUGUAUCAAAAAUUCCAACCAAUUCAACAAUUGAUAGAGAAAUACAGACUUGUGAAAUAAAUAAACCAAAACAAUGUAAUCAAUCAAAAAUGACUGAUGAAUUAAUUGAUAAUUCUACCAAUGAUAUUUAUCCAUUAUUUUGUAAUAAAUGUAAAAUUCCUAUUGGUGCAAGAGCUGUUGAUAUAAUUGUUGAAACAAUGAAAGUAUUGCCACCUCCAUUGGUACCUGAAUUUUCAAAGUCUCCAGUUAAAUCAAAGUCUUCAAGAAAUAUUGAAAAUAAUUCUAGCUCAUCAGUUGUUAAUGAAAAUAUUAGUUUGAAUGUAGCAAAUAAUUCAAAACGUCUUGAUGAUAUUGAAAGAAGGUUAAAAAUUUGUGAAGAAUAUCGUGCUGCUCCAGCAGUUGAUAAUUUUGAUACUUUUACUCAAUAUCUUGCUAGAGUAGCAAAUAUAGCAGGAUCACAUAGAACAGAAGAACCAUCAACAUCAUCAUCAGUUUAUCGUGAAAAAAGAAAAAUUGAUCAGUUAAAAAUACAAAAAACAACAUCACGAAAAAGAAAAUUAAGUGCAAUUAAUUGUUACGAUGAUACUAGCUAUGAUAAUGAUGAUAAUUUUGAUGAUUCAUUGAGGCUAUCAGACAAUAUUAAUGGUAGUUAUGAAGAAGGUAUAAAUCGUCAUGAUUUUAAUGAUUCAAAUAUCAAUAAUAAUGUACUGCACAAUGGUUUAAAUCAAUUUUCUAAAAUUAUUACUAAUAAUAAAACAAGAACCACAGUGGGAAUUCAUAGACCAUCAGGUAGUAAUGAAAAUAAUUUAAACACAAUGCUAGAUGAAAGUCCAAGAGGUAAAAAAAGAAAAAAUUCAGUACCAGAUGAUGUACAACCAUUAAAAAAAUUAAUAACUACAAAAAAACAGGGAAAUAUUAUUAAAAAAUGUAAUAAUUUAAGAAAAAAUAGUUCAGGUAUGGUUCCAAUUAUUAUGAAAACAAAUAAAAAUAAUAAUGAAGUGAUUGAAAAUCAAGUUGAUGAACCACCUGAACCAGAUUUACCCUGUAAAAAAAAAAUAAGAAAAGCUCAUACAUCUAAGGCUAAUGUAAUUGAAGAUAAUCAAAUAAUUGAUGACAAUAAAAUUCAUGAUAAAUCAAUUGUUAAAACAUUGUUUGAAAAACGAAUAACAAGAUCAGACAAGCAAAAUUGUAUUCAAAAUAAUACAAGUAUUAAAAGUGUUGAAAAAAAAUCUGUCAAGUCUGGUGGUAAUGUUGUUGAUAGUAAUAAAGUGAAUGAUGUUAAGAAAAAUUUAAACGUUGAUCUAAAUGAUGAUAAGAAUAAUCAAUUAACUGAGCCAGUUGCCAAAGAUGUUGAGGAAAAAAAUAUUGUAGAAAGUGAGAGUGAAAUGAAAACAGAAAAAGCAAAUGAAAUUGACAAAAAUAAUGAUAAAAUUGAAGAAAAUAAUAAAGCAUGUGAUUUAAAUUUAACUCCUGAAGACGUAGUUGAUGAAGAAAAAAGUGAAGUAAAAAAUUUAAAUGAAACAAAGGAUGAUAUAGAAAUGACAGAAGAAACAAAUAAACAAGAGAUUGAUGAACCAAAUGAAAACAAAGAAAUUGACAAUAAUGUUUUACAAGUGUCUGAAGAAAAAAUAGAACCCAUGGAUAUUACAAACUGUUCAUCAGAAAAUUUAGAUGAUAAAAAAAUUGCUUUAAAAGAUUUAGAUACAAAUAGCUUAGAAAUAGAACAAAUGGAAUAUAAUAAUGACAGAUUAAUCGAUGAUCUUAACCUGACAGACAGUGAAGAUGAACUUGAAGUAAGCUGUCCAUCAAAAGAUCUAGAUGAUAAAAAAUUAGCUUUAAAAGAUUUAGAUACAAAUAGUUUAUUAGUAGAAAAUCAAUUAAUAAAAAAUAAAGUUGAAAUAGAAAAAGAUCUUGAUAUGUCAGGCAGUGAAGGUGAACUUGAAAUAUCAAUGGCUACAGAUGAUUUAUCAGAGCCACCAAUUGAACAAGAUAUUAUUUUCGAAGAAAAUAAAAUACUAGAAAACUUAUCAAGUCCUGACAAACUGUUAGAAUCACCGUCACCAAAAAAAUUCAAGUCACCAAUAAAACCACCAGUGCCUUGUUCACGAGAAUUAAGAAAUCGUCGAGUAUCAACAAGUCCAAAUGAGCCAACAUCAUCAAGCUCAAAAAAAACAAUUCAAUGUUACUUGAAUGAAUAUUUACAAAAAAAUAAAGAUCAUACAAAACAAAUAAAACCAUUAUUAAAAGGUAAAAGUCUUCAAAUUGCUGUAUCUUAUAAAGAAAAAUUUGAAAAUAUUAUAAAAAAUGAAUUGAACACGUUGAUAAAUCAUCCUGAAUGGAAUAAAGAUAUUCAAGAGUCAGUAACAUUAAAUUUAGUUAAUACAAACAAUCAACGACUUGUUGCAAAAUGUAUAGUUGAAUUAUUAAAUGACAAAUCAACAGAUGAAGAUGAUGAUGAUGAUAAAUUAGAUAAAAGUUAUUCACCACCAGCUCCAUUGAUGACUGUUAAAGAACAAAAAAUAAUAUGUUUAAUAGUUAAUAUUGAAAAUAAAAUGCCAGAUAUAUUUUCAUGGAUUUAUAAAACAAUUGAAAAAAUUUUAUUUACACUUAAUAAUACAAAGAUAAAUAAAAAUUCAUGUUUAUCAAGAAUUUAUGUUGUAUUAUCUAAAAUUAAAAAAGACAGAGAACGUGUUAGAAUAAUGUGUUGUGAUGCAUUAUAUUGUUUAAAAUUAAAUGCAUUACAUAUUAUACAUUCGGCAAUAACAACUUGGCCAGAAGUAUUGCCAUUUUAUGAUUCAAAUAAAGAACAAUAUUUAAUGUGUUCUAUUGCUCAUAUUAUAACAUCUGAUACACAAGAUAAUACACAGAUAAUACAAGUUAAAAAAAUGAUAAAAGAUUAUUAUAAAUAUCCAUGUAAAAGUGAUGAUCCAAUGUCAACUAGUAUAACAAAUAUGUUAAUUAAUGCAUUUAUUUUAAAACCUGAUAUAGAAAUUAAAACAGCAAUUAUUUUACUUGCUAAAAAAGAAGAUUGUCAUUGGACAUAUAAAAAUAUUAUUCCAAGAUUAAUUGAAAUUAUUUGUGAUAAAAAAAAUCCAAUGAUUAUUGGUGAUGCUGUUAAAUUAAUUGGAUCUAUAUUGAGAAGUUUUCCAGUUCCUGAUGAUGGAACUGUUGGGAAAAUUAUUGAUCAGCUACGUUAUCUGAUUGAUGUUGGUCCAACUUCACCUGAUAUACAAGAAAGUUUGAUAACAGCACUUUUAAGUUUAUCACGUUUUAGAUUUGAUGAUGUUGCUAGGACAGUCAUGAACUGGGAACCUCCUGGUGGUGUUUUAUCACCAAUUUUACAAGAACAAUUUGAUGCUUUUUUUAAAUUACGUAGUGCUGAUAGUUGGACAAAAAUUAAAAACAAAACUCAAAAAUUUAGUAAAACUAAACAUUUUUUACCAGCUUGUACAAAUUUAAUUGAAGCAUUACAAUUGAAAGAAUAAAUUUUUUAAUUAUUAGCGCUGGUCGCAAUUAUUAUAGGUAUAGGAUUAAUUAUUUAAAUUUAAAACAAAAGAAUUAUUUACAUAAAACCAAGAUGGCAGAGUGUAUCAUGUACAAAAGUUAAAUUUGCUAAAUCGAAUGAACAGUUUAGGUUUUUUUUUUAUUCAAUUAAACAUUUAAUAAUUUAUUAGUAUUUCAAGUUGGCAUUUAUUUUUUUUUUUUUUGUUAUAAACAAUUAUUUUUGUAAUUUAUUAUUUGCGCAUGUGCAGUAAUUGCACAACAAAGGCUCCAUAUUUUUUUUUUACACGAGAGAAAAAAAAAUAAUAGAAUAUCGACGCUUG